Molecule: messenger RNA, 1519 nt
Organism: Girardinichthys multiradiatus
Lineage: Eukaryota; Metazoa; Chordata; Actinopteri; Cyprinodontiformes; Goodeidae
Product: dual specificity protein phosphatase 26-like
Exons: 6
Coding region: 180-1361 (393 amino acids)
Biological process (GO): protein dephosphorylation; negative regulation of MAPK cascade
Cellular component (GO): cytoplasm
Molecular function (GO): protein tyrosine/serine/threonine phosphatase activity; MAP kinase phosphatase activity
Source: RefSeq, a predicted model, not a curated record
AGCUAAGACUCACAACAGAGCACACUGCAGCUGUUUAGUUAGAGUUUGUGCAGGAUUUUCAAAGACAAGAGUUGUGGUGAGUGUUUGGAAAGUCAUCUAGCAGUACGUAUCAAGGUACAUAUAAAGAGAAUGCAAGUCGUGGUAAUUAUAUACCAACACUGAGGUGAGAAAUAACGGGUAUGAGCGCAGAGGAGGAAUCAGUGGCUCCGACACCGCCCACCUGCGGUCUGUUGGGCCUUCUGCUGAAGAACAGGCAUCCCACUGGAGCUGUCAAUGAGGUCUGGCCCGACCUGUUCAUCGGGAACGCGGCGACAGCUCAGGAUAAGACUCUUCUACAGAAUCUGGGAAUAACACACGUGGUUAAUGCUGCAGAUGGUCCACAGCACAUUGACACCGGGCCACGUUUCUACAAAGACACCAACAUACUGUAUCAUGGAGUAGAAGCAACGGACUGUAGAGGUUUUGACUUGAGCCCGUUUUUCUCAGAGACUUCUGAUUUCAUUCACAGAGCUCUGAGUCAGAAAGGUAAGGUGCUUGUCCACUGUGCUAGGGGAAUCAGCCGCUCAGCUGCCCUUGUGCUUGCCUUCCUCAUGAUCAAAGUGGGUCUUACCCUGGUGGAGUCUGUGGAGGUCGUUUGCACGAGCAGAAACAUCCUCCCGAAUGUCGGAUUUCUGAACCAGCUCUGUGAGCUGGACUCAACUUUAGCUUUGCAAAGAAGAAAAACACAUGUGUGGAAAGAAGCCAUGGUAAUAAAAAUGGCUUCUCAUAAGUCAAAGAGCCGAGCAAAGAUAAAUGUUACAAAAGCAGCAGAGGAGUCCAGCACAGCGGACGAUUAUGUCACACCUGGGGGCUACGAGCUGGAGAAAAUCCUCAACCGUGGGAGCGUGGCUUACACUCAUGUCAACGAGGUUUGGCCUAACGUCUACAUUGGAGAUGAACAGACCGCAAAGGACAAGCUCACCCUGAAAAGCCUGGGGAUUACUCACAUACUGAAUGCAGCAGAGGGGACAUGGAACAACGUGGACACUGGACCGGGUUACUACAGGGACAUGGACAUCGUUUACUAUGGUGUGGUUGCAGAGGAUGUCCCAGCAUUUGACCUCAGCCAGUAUUUCUUCUCUGCUGCCAAGUUCAUUCAGGAGACGCUGGGAAAGCCUCAGAAUAAACUGCUGGUGCAUUGUGUGAUGGGAAGGAGUCGGUCCGCCACCCUCUUUCUCGCUUACCUGAUGAUCUACGAGAAGAUGACGGUAGUGGACGCCAUCGAGCACGUAAAAAAAUGCAGACGGAUCAUCCCCAACUGGGGCUUCCUGAAGCAGUUGAGGGAACUAGACCAACAGCUCCUGGAGGGAAGAGAAGGCUGAUUCUGCUCUACGUCUCAAUAAAAAUCCACUUCGAAGUCAAAAGAUUAGACACAAGCAGGAAACAAAUCAGGUCAACUAAAUUUAACAAUCUGACAUGGACUUCUACAUUUAUUUAUGUCCUUGCAUAUAAAUAAGAAUAAAGGAACUUUUGGACAGCC